UUGUGAGUGUGGAGAGUCGGGAGGCCCACCUGAGCGCCCUGGUCAUGGAGGCGGAGCAGCGUGUGGGGGACUUGGCGUCUGCAGCCCAGAGGGACGGCCUGUCCCUGGAGGCGGUCCAGCAGGACAGGACGCUCCGGGCCUGGGAGUGGAGGAGCCGGCUGUACCGACGCAUGAGCACGGGCCUCCAGCAAGCUACUCCCCCGGAGGCCCCGUCCAUGGUCCGUCUGAGCGUGAGCAGCAGCACGGCCCUGAGCGUUGCCUUCCAGGAGCCGACCAGUCUCAACUCCACCGUGGUGACCAAAUACAGAG
This is a messenger RNA of Etheostoma cragini (Arkansas darter), 309 nucleotides long. RefSeq names its product ankyrin repeat and fibronectin type-III domain-containing protein 1-like. Gene Ontology annotation, biological process: establishment of mitotic spindle orientation; regulation of establishment of bipolar cell polarity. The annotation marks the transcript as partial. The transcript is spliced from 2 exons. Lineage: Eukaryota; Metazoa; Chordata; Actinopteri; Perciformes; Percidae. Gene Ontology annotation, cellular component: spindle. The record is from RefSeq and is a predicted model, not a curated record.